AACCAACCUUCGUCCUGAUUCCACGUUCACAUCCACAUCUACGCCCAAGAUGCAGUCGCUACCCGACGCUCGAUCGCAGAGCUUUGAGGAGCUGUACGGCCCUCCCGAAAACUUCCUGGAGAUUGAGGUUAGGAAUCCCAUGACGCACGGAGUCGGCCGUGGCAUGUACACAACCUACGAAAUUGUAAUGCGUACCAAUAUUCCUGCCUUCAAGCUCAAGUCGUCGACGGUCCGCCGCCGAUACAGCGAAUUUGAAGCCUUCCGUGAUAUUCUUGAGCGCGAGUCGGCGCGCGUCACUAUACCACCUCUGCCAGGCAAGGUCCUUACCAACCGCUUCUCGGACGACGUCAUUGAGCACCGACGGGAGGGACUCCAACGGUUUCUGCAAAUAGUAGUUGGCCAUCCGCUAUUGCAGACUGGCAGCAAGGUGCUUGCGGCAUUUGUGCAGGACCCAAACUGGGACAGGCAUGCGUGGUAGACGAGUCUGAGCACGUCUUGCUGGCCAGCAAUCAUCGACCAAUAUCAUGGUUUGCUACAGACAAAUUCAAAAGGGCAAUCUGGAGCAGUAAUGGAUAAUGUCCUCAUUUUGGUUUGCCGCAUUUUCUGCGUUACGGAGCGACGAGGCGUUUGGGAAACUGUUUCUUACUCGAAUUUAAGCAAUGGGAGAAUAUGACGAGUGAUCAGAGAAUGCGACAGACUCCUUUGUUGUCGUUGCGCAGAUGAGAAUUUCUACCUUGUGUACCUCGUAUCGACUUCAAAUAGCCCUAAUACAUGCUCUAUGCGCACUUGCCC
Molecule: messenger RNA, 792 nt
Organism: Bipolaris maydis ATCC 48331
Lineage: Eukaryota; Fungi; Ascomycota; Dothideomycetes; Pleosporales; Pleosporaceae
Source: RefSeq, a predicted model, not a curated record